AGGACAUGAAACCAGAGGUUAUGACACAUCCAUUAACAAAUGCUGAAGGUUUUAUUCUGCCUACUUCAUUUUAUCACCAUAACCACACAGAGAUGGAAAACUUCCUUAAAAGCAUAGCAGCAACAUAUCCUUCAAUCACGCGCUUGUAUUCUGUUGGUAAAAGUGUUGAAGGUCGACAGCUAUACGUCAUUGAAAUUACUGACAACCCAGGACACCAUGAACCAGGUGAACCAGAAGUGAAGUAUGUGGGUAAUAUGCAUGGUAAUGAAGUGGUGGGACGUGAGGUGCUGCUACUCCUCAUAAAAUUCCUAUGUGAGAAUUAUGGAACCAAUGACACUGUUUCACGCAUUGUGAACUCUACUCGAAUUCAUAUUAUGCCAAGCAUGAAUCCUGAUGGUUAUGUCAGAGCUAAAGUUGGUGAUGAGGAUGGUGUUAUUGGACGAGAGAAUGCUCAUGGCAUAGAUUUGAACCGGAACUUCCCUGAUCAGUACCAACAAACGAAG
Molecule: messenger RNA, 503 nt
Organism: Schistocerca serialis cubense
Lineage: Eukaryota; Metazoa; Arthropoda; Insecta; Orthoptera; Acrididae
Product: carboxypeptidase D-like
Exons: 3
Biological process (GO): proteolysis
Molecular function (GO): metallocarboxypeptidase activity; zinc ion binding
Source: RefSeq, a predicted model, not a curated record